This is a messenger RNA of Cinclus cinclus, 6624 nucleotides long. It is a transcript of the gene TSC2, whose product is annotated as TSC complex subunit 2. Bases 101 to 5536 code for a protein of 1811 amino acids. Gene Ontology annotation, cellular component: cytoplasm; TSC1-TSC2 complex; nucleus. Gene Ontology annotation, molecular function: GTPase activator activity. The record is from RefSeq and is a predicted model, not a curated record. NCBI's taxonomy places the organism in Eukaryota, Metazoa, Chordata, Aves, Passeriformes, Cinclidae. The transcript has 41 exons. Gene Ontology annotation, biological process: regulation of small GTPase mediated signal transduction; negative regulation of insulin receptor signaling pathway; negative regulation of TOR signaling.
GGCGGUGCCGGCACCGGGCCCCGAGCGGAGCGGGCCGGGGGCGGCGGGGCCGGGCCGGGCCGGGCCGGGCCGGGAUCGGGGGUCUCAGCACUUGGCAGCGAUGGCAAAGCCUCAGAGCAAGGAUUCCGGGCUGAAGGAGAAGUUCAGGAACCUUCUGGGGCUGGGAACAUCCCGGGGAAGUUCAAAGUCAUCGGAGGGCAAGCAGACAGAGUUUAUCAUCACUGCAGAAAUACUCAAGGAACUGAGCAUAGAGUGUGGAUUGAGUAACAGGAUACGAGCAAUCAGUCAAAUUUGUGAAGUGGCAAAAACCAAAAAAAUUGAAGAGCACGCCGUGGAGGCCGUGUGGAAGGUGGUGGCUGACAUGCUGCAGCCGGAGCGUCCCGCCGAGGCCAGGCACGCCGUGCUCCAUCUGCUCAAAUCCAUUGUGCAAGGACAGGGUGAGAGAUUAGGGAUCCUCAGAGCCCAUUUUUUUAAGGUUAUUAAGGAUUAUCCCUCCAAUGAAGAUUUGCAUGAACGGCUGGAAGUGUUCAAGGCCCUGACAGAGAAUGGACGAUACAUCACCUACUUAGAGGAGGAGCUGGCUGAUUUUGUGCUACAGUGGAUGGAUGUUGGUUUGACUUCUGAGUUCCUCCUGGUUUUGGUGAACCUGGUGAAAUUCAAUAGCUGCUAUCUGGAAGACUAUGUAGCUGACAUGGUCCACAAGAUCUGCCUCUUAUGCAUUCAGACUUCAUCAUCUAUGGACAUAGAGAUUUCCUUGCAAGUGCUGGAUGCAGUUGUUUGUUACAACUGCCUGCCCUCGGAGAACCUGCCUGUGUUCAUCAUCACCCUGUGCCGCACCAUCAACGUGAAGGAGCUCUGUGAGCCCUGCUGGAAGCUCAUGCGCAACCUCUUGGGAACUCACUUGGGACACAGUGCCAUCUACAACAUGUGCAGGAUCAUGGAAGACAGAUCCUACAUGGGAGAUGCAGCUUUGCUGAGAGGAGCUGUGUUCUUUGUUGGGAUGGCUUUGUGGGGGGCUCAUCGCCUCAAUUCCCUCAGGAACUCCCCAACUUCAGUGCUGCCUUCAUUCCUCAAGGCCAUGACCUGUCCCAACGCAGUCGUGUCCUACGAGAUCGUUCUGUCCAUCACACGCCUGAUCAAGAAAUAUGGGAAGGAGCUGCAGGCUGUGACCUGGGAUAUCCUCCUGGACAUCAUGGAGAGACUGCUGCAGCAGCUGCAGGUUCUGGAGAGCCAAGAACUGAAGUCCAUUGUACAUGAUCUUUUGACCACAGUAGAAGAGCUCUGUGACCAGAAUGAUUUUCAUGGCUCUGAAGAGAGAUUUUUUGAGCUGGUGGAAAGAUGUGCUGAUCAGAGACCAGAAUCUUCUGUGUUAAACCUGAUAACAUACAGAGCUCAGUCCAUCCACCCUGCCAAAGAUGGCUGGAUUCACAACCUGCAGCUCUUAAUGGAGAGGUUCUUCAGGAACGAGAGCCGUAGUGCUGUUAGGAUUAAAAUUCUGGAUGUGCUGUCCUUUGUGCUGAGCAUCAACAGACAGUUCUAUGAGGAAGAGCUGAUAAAUCUGGUGGUGAUCUCCCAGCUGGCUCACAUCCCAGAGGAUAAAGACCAUCAGGUCCGAAAAUUGGCCACUCAGCUGCUGGUGGACCUGGCUGAAGGCUGCAACACUCAUCACUUCAACAGCCUGCUGGAUAUCAUAGAGAAGGUGGCUGCACAUUCUCUGUCAUCUCCUUCAGAACUGGAAGAGAGGGACUUGCUCUCUUAUUCAGCUUCUCUGGAGGAUGUCAAGACAGCAGUUCUUGGGCUGCUGAUAAUUCUUCAGACCAAGCUGUACAGUUUGCCCUCCAGCCACGCCACGCGGGUGUACGAGAUGCUGAUCCAGCACGUCCAACGCCACUACAUCUACUCCUACAGCCUCCCUGUGGCCAGCAGCAUCAGGCUGCAGGUGUUUGAUUUCCUGCUGAUGCUCCGAGCUGACUCCCUGCACCGCCUCGGCCUUUCCAACAAGGAUGGAGCAGUGAGGUUCAGCCCCUACUGCCUUUGUGAUUUUGUAGAGGCAGAGAAAAGGACUUCUGAGAAAAAGGCCCCUGGCACCCUGUCCCCACCUUCAGGCAGCCCCAGUGUGCCUUCCCAAGGUGCCACUGUCCGGGUGGGACACCUGCCCUACUCCAUGGUCUUUGGAGUUCUCCUGCAGUGUUUGAAGCAGGAGACAGACUGGAAGGUGCUGAAGUUGGUUCUCAACAAAUUGCCCGAAUCCCUGCGCUAUAAAGUGCUAUUUUUGACUUCUCCUUGCAACAUAGACCAGCUGGCCUCUGCACUGAGCUACAUGCUCACAGACAAGAAGACCACAGACAGGCUCCACGGGACCCCCGAAGGCUUUUCCCGCACGGAUUUGCACCUGGCUGUGGUCCCCGUGCUGACAGCACUGAUAUCUUACCACAAUUACCUGGACAAAGCCAAGCAGCGUGAGAUCGUGUACUGCCUGGAGCACGGGCUCAUCUACCGCUGUGCCAACCAGUGCGUGGUGGCACUGUCAGUGUGCAGCGUGGAGAUGCCCGACAUCAUCAUCAAAGCACUGCCUGUCCUCAUUGUCAAACUCACCCACAUUUCUGCCACAGCCAACAUGGCAAUCCCUCUCCUGGAAUUUCUGUCAACUCUGGCCAGGCUGCCUCACCUGUACCGGAACUUCGCGGCAGAGCAGUACGCCAGCGUCUUCGCCAUCUCCCUGCCCUACACAAACCCCUCCAAGUUUAACCAGUACAUCGUUUGCCUGGCCCACCACGUCAUCGCCAUGUGGUUCAUCCGCUGCCGCCUGCCCUUCCGCAAGGACUUUGUCCCCUACAUCACCAAGGGUCUGCGCUCCAACGUGCUGCUGUCCUUUGAUGACACCCCAGAGAAGGACAGCUUCAGGGCUCGCAGCACCAGCCUCAAUGAGAGGCCAAAGAGUUUAAGACUAGCCAAAAAUGCAAAGCAAGGCUUGAAUAACUCUCCUCCAGUGAAAGAGCUGAAAGAACCCUCUGCAGUUGAUGCCUUCCGAUCCCGCAGCAUCAGUGUGUCUGAACAUGUGGUCCGCAGCCGCAUCCAAACGUCCAUCACCAGCUCAAGCCUGGGCUCUGCAGAUGAGAACUCCAUGGCUCAGGCUGAUGACAACUUGAAAAACCUGCACCUGGAGCUGACAGAGACCUGCCUGGACAUGAUGGCUCGAUACGUCUUCUCCAACUUCACCGCUGUGCCCAAGAGGUCUCCUGUGGGUGAGUUUCUGCUGGCUGGAGGAAGGACCAAGACGUGGCUGGUUGGUAACAAGCUGGUGACCAUCACUACAAGUGUUGGAACAGGGACAAGGUCCCUCCUUGGCCUGGACUCUGGAGAGUUCCAGAGCACCCCAGAAUCAAGCUCAGACCCUGUUUUUCAAGUGAGGCAGACCAAAGAAGCUCCAGCCAAGCUGGAAUCCCAGGCUGGGCAGCAGGUUUGCAGGAGCUCCCGCAACAGAGUCCGAUCCAUGUCGGGUGGUCAUGCCUUACGUGUUGGUGCCUUAGACAGCUCAGCCUCCCAUUUUCUCAGUGGCUCAACUUCCCAAGGGACACAGGUCCCUCCUGCUCCUGCAGCCCGCCCAGACAAGGCCAGUCCUGCUCCACAGACAGCCCUGCAGAAGGAAAAAGCCAACUUGGCUGCCUAUGUGCCACUGCUGACCCAGGGCUGGGCAGAGAUCCUGGUGCGAAGGCCCACAGGAAACACGAGCUGGCUGAUGAGCCUGGAGAACCCACUGAGCCCCUUCUCCUCAGACAUCAACAACAUGCCCCUGCAGGAGCUCUCCAACGCCCUGAUGGCUGCAGAACGAUUCAAGGAGCACCGGGAGACAGCUCUGUACAAAUCCCUGUCCGUGCCCUCCUCCAGCCUGGCCACGGGCACGGCCAAGCCCUCGCUGCUGCAGCGCUCCAACACAGAAUCCGCCGUGGUGCUGGAGGAGGGGAGCGCCGGGGACACGGAGCUCAGGGAGGCCGAGUCCCCCAUGGAGUCCCCCGAGAGCGAGGACGUGGAGACCUCGUGUUCCGAGCACGUCCUGAGCGAGGACAGAUUUGGGAAAGGCCAGCAUUCCUACAGCAGGUCCUCCUCCACAUCCAGCCAGGAGGAGAAGUCGCUGAAGUCGGAGGAGCUGGCGGAGGGCGCCAUCCCCAUCGGGCGGGAGGACGGCCGGGCUCUGGAGGAACUUUCCUUCCAGCCCUCACAACCCCUGAGCAAAUCCAGCUCCUCCCCGGAGCUGCAGACACUGCAGGAGGUGCUCAAGGACGCCAAUGGCCGGGAGGUGCCCCGGAGGCUGAGCACGGAAGUGAAAUCCAAAUCGCAGUCGGGGAAUCUGGAAGGGGAAGGGCUGGGCAGCUGGCUGGGCAGGGGGGAGGACAGCAGGGCCGCAGGGCAGGGUGGUCCCAGCGGGGCCGGCAGCUCGCCACGCUCGCCCACGGGCCACCGGCCCCGCGGCUACACCAUCUCCGACUCUGCUCCGUCCAGGAGGGGGAAAAGGAUCGACAGAGACGCGUUCAAGGGCAGGGCGGCAGCGUCCAACCCGGAGAAAGUCCCUGGGAUAAACCCCAGCUUUGUGUUUUUACAGUUGUACCACUCCCCCUUUUUUGGUGAUGAAAACAACAAACCCCUCUUGUUGCCAAAUGAGAUGGGGUCCCUGUUCUGGUUGCAGACAUUUGAGAGGUCGGUGCAGCUCCUGGAUCAAAUCCCAUCCUAUGACACACACAAGAUUGCAGUGCUCUACGUUGGGGAGGGCCAGAGCAACAACGAGAUUGCAAUCCUGUCCAACGAGCACGGCUCCUAUCGCUACACCGAGUUCCUCACGGGCCUGGGGAAGCUCAUCGAGCUCAAGGACUGCCAGCCAGAUAAGAUCUACCUGGGAGGCCUGGAUGUGUGUGGAGAGGAUGGGCAGUUCACCUACUGCUGGCACGAUGACAUCAUGCAAGCCAUUUUCCACAUUGCUACUCUGAUGCCCACAAAGGAUUUGGAUAAAUACCGCUGUGACAAGAAGAGGCACCUGGGGAAUGAUUUUGUUUCCAUCGUUUACAAUGAUUCUGGAGAGGAUUUUAAACUGGGCACAAUAAAGGGGCAGUUCAAUUUUGUGCAUGUGAUCAUCACCCCCCUGGACUAUGACUGUAACCUGGUGACGCUGCAGUGUAGGAAAGACAUGGAGGGUUUGGUGGACACGAGUGUUGCCAAGAUCAUCUCUGACAAGAACCUGCCCUUCGUGGCCCGUCAGAUGGCCCUGCAUGCCAAUAUGGCUUCCCAGGUGCACCACAGCAGGUCCAACCCCACGGACACCUACCCCUCCAAAUGGAUUGCCAGGCUGCGUCACAUCAAGAGGCUCCGGCACCGGCUCCGUGAAGAGACACAGUACCAGAGCCCUGGCCUUCCCCUCCAGCUGCAUCCCUCUGCCCCCACAAAACCUCCUCCCCAGGUGCCCCAGGACCCCCCUCCCAGCUACGAGACGGGGCAGAGGAAGAGGCUGAUCUCCUCCGUGGAUGACUUCACCGAGUUCGUGUAGGGCCGGGCUCAGGGUGUCCCUGCUGGGACACUGAGGCCAUGGAAUUGUGUUCCCUGCCUGCUGAUCCCUGCACCUGCAUGGACACAGGGAUUGGGAGAUGCAGCCUGGCUGCUCCUUGCAUGUGAACUUGGCACUGAACCUGCCAGGAGCUUUGGGUGCCCCUGAGGUCAACACUGGAUUCCCAGCAGAAGCUCCCAGAGGACAAACCCACUGGGUUUGGUUUGAUUUGAGCUGUUUCAAAGCUUCUCUGUUGGGAACUUCCCUGCAGAACCUUUCUUUGGACUCCUUCCACACCAGCUCCCGGUGGAAGCAGACAAAGGAUGAUAUUCUGCAGAUCCUGAUGUGAAGAAGGUAGAGCAAUUUGGAGAACUUUAUUGGGAAUUAAAUACGAAGUAUUGAAAAUCCAGUUGCUAUUUCUAAGCAGAAAUCCCAGAAUCCCAGCUCCUCCCUGAACCUUGGGGUUGUCAGCACUUGGACUCUUCAGGCUCUGACUUGUUCUGCUGCCAGCUCUGGAAAGAGUUAAUUUGGGUUCUCUCUGCUGCUUAAGGUCCCAAGGUUUGUCUUCAUUUUUGCCAUCUGCAGAACCUCCCUGGUUGCAGCAGUGCUGGGGUAUCUCAUCCUUCCCCAUGCACAUGCUAAAUCCCUUUUUGACUGCUCACAAGUCUUGGGGCAUCAUCUCCCCCUGAGUUUUGCUUACUCCCUGACAGGGAGGCUCUCAGGGGAGACUGAAGCAGUUCAGUUGGAGCUUCCAGGGCAGGUAGGCACAGCUGGAAUGAGAUUUGCAGCCCAUCCUGAGGCAAGGGGGGCACCAGACACUACACCACCCAACUGGGAGGCACCUUAUAAGCUGGACUAUACUGUGAGAACUUCAUCUCCUGCUUUGUCCAUGAGUCGGAAGCGUGGAUUUGGGAAGGGCUGCCAGCAGGGAGAUGAAGACAAGUGCAAUGUGCACGUAGGACUGUGAAGGGACAGGUGAGGGGACAAAGGGACAGCCCUCACCUGUGCAGGGGUGUGGGAACACCGAGUGUCCGUUGUGUUCGAGUGUUUAUGAGUCGUAAAGGAAAUAAAAUAUUUGUCUGAUCAGUGCA